AUGGCACCCAUAGGUACAACCCUCUUUCUUAUACUAGUCCACAUUUGGUUUUACGCCUUAUUAUUCAUUUCGAACGAAUGCAAAGCCGUAAGGCCUGCACCAAAGUUCCCGGCCAUUCUAGUCUUUGGGGAUUCAACUGUGGACACAGGCAACAACAAUUACCUCAACACAUCGUUUAAGGGUAACCAUUAUCCAUAUGGCCAAGAUUUUCCAGGUCAUGUUACCACAGGCAGGUUUUCUAAUGGAAAAUUGGUCCCUGACUUCCUUGCUUCCAUGUUAAACAUCAAAGAAACUGUUCCUCCUUUUCUUGAUCCGAGCCUAUCGGAUAACGACCUUGUCACCGGUGUCAGCUUUGCUUCGGGUGGAUCCGGGUUCGACGAUAUAACAGGUGCUGUAGGUGGGAUCAUACCAUUUUCAAAGCAGGUUGAGUACUUCAAGAGAUACAUAGUGAGAGUCCAAGGGAUUGUAGGGGAAAAGGAAGCAAAGAAGUUGAUUAGUAGUGCAGUGAUUGUAAUCUGUGCUGGGACUAAUGACUUUGGUUUUAAUUUCUAUGACCUCCCCACAAGAAGGUUGGAGUUCAAUAUUAGCGGCUACCAAGAUUUUCUGCAGAAUAAACUGCAUAAGUUCAUUGAGGAACUAUAUGAGCUUGGAUGCAGAAGAAUGACCAUAGCUGGGCUUCCUCCAGUAGGUUGCCUACCUAUACAAAUGACUGCAAAAUUUGAAAGGCCGCACGAUAGAAGAUGUAUAGAGGAAGAAAAUUUAGACGCCCUUGUAUACAAUAAGAAGCUUGCAAGACUCUUGCCCACAAUACAAUCACUGCUGCCAAGGAGCAAAAUUGUGUAUGCAGACGUGUAUGAACCUAUAACCGAUAUGAUCGAUAAUCCACAAAACUUUGGUUUUGUGGAAACAAAGAGAGGCUGCUGUGGUACUGGGUCAGUGGAAGCAGGGCCCUUCUGUAAUGCAUUAACAGCAGUAUGUGAUAAUGCCUUGGAGUACUUGUUUUGGGAUGGCAUACAUCCAAGUGAAGCAGCAUAUGAAUACAUUUCAAAAUACCUGGAGAAAAACGUUGUUCCCCAGCUUCUGGAUUACAACAAUAAAUCUUGAUCGUUAGUUACUUAAUCUGACCGGACAGGAUGACAGUGAUGAACAAGUUCCAAACCUUGCGUAACAAGGAACCAAGUCGACGAAGCACUGCUGAUUAUGUUUACAUCUGUUCAUAUAGACAUAAUACUGUGGAUUUCUAUAUUUAGAAGCGAAUACAUGAUAAAGUAAAUGUGAUGCAAAUCAUUGUAAUGCCAUAAACAGAACCUGUCAUCGAGUACUUUACUUCUAAAAUUUGUUUCUCAUUUCUAGG
Messenger RNA from Fragaria vesca subsp. vesca, 1354 nucleotides. RefSeq names its product GDSL esterase/lipase At2g30310-like. The transcript is spliced from 3 exons. Lineage: Eukaryota; Viridiplantae; Streptophyta; Magnoliopsida; Rosales; Rosaceae. The record is from RefSeq and is a predicted model, not a curated record. Gene Ontology annotation, molecular function: hydrolase activity, acting on ester bonds. Bases 1 to 1104 code for a protein of 367 amino acids.